This is a messenger RNA of Vicugna pacos (alpaca), 589 nucleotides long. Lineage: Eukaryota; Metazoa; Chordata; Mammalia; Artiodactyla; Camelidae. The record is from RefSeq and is a predicted model, not a curated record.
AUGGGCUGUGCAGGGAUUCCCGUUGUAUCUGUUCUAUCUAAGCCGAGAUUCCUGUGCAGAGGCCCGGCCCUGAAGACCCGCCCUCCUUUGCUCCCUGCCAGGUACAUUCUGUGUGACGUCAACCCUCCAGAAGGCUUCAGCCUCCGUAGGGCCGUGUGUAUCCACAUCGCCUUCCUCCUGAAGACCCUGAUGAAAAUGGAGGAGUCGGUGCUGGUGCUACCCCCUUGGGGCUGCCUCUACCAUUGGCAGAGCCUGGACAUCCACCAGGUCCGGAUUCCCUGGUCUGAGUUUUUUGAUGUCUCAAGUCUCAACAGAAACAUCCCUGACACUGAGUACGAACAGUUCAUUGCAGAAUCUCUCAUCUAUUGUAGGCUUCAGUGUCCAAGUCUGGUACUUCUUCCUCACCUCUAUUGGAUGCUGAUACAUAACAGACACGACCUCCUGGAGAACCUCUGCUGCCACGGAGCUAACAUGGAACUGGGUCCUGAGAAGGAUUUGUUCUUUACGGAUUCUUAACUCCUGUAGAAUUCAUAUUUUACUCUCAUAAAUGCUUAUUUUCCUCAUAAUAAAUCUUUUAAAAAUAGGAUUA